Gasterosteus aculeatus aculeatus (three-spined stickleback) is the source of this 349-nucleotide messenger RNA. The record is from the annotation of a RefSeq genome assembly. Lineage: Eukaryota; Metazoa; Chordata; Actinopteri; Perciformes; Gasterosteidae.
AUGAACUUAGUAACAACUGUGGUCUCAAUUACAGCCGCACUUUCUGUCGUAUUAGCCCUGGUAUCCUUCUGACUACCGCAAAUGACCCCUGACCAUGAAAAACUCUCCCCUUAUGAAUGUGGCUUUGACCCUCUAGGCUCCGCCCGUCUUCCUUUCUCCCUACGAUUCUUCCUAGUAGCUAUCCUUUUCCUCCUCUUUGACCUAGAGAUUGCCCUUCUCCUUCCAUUACCAUGAGGGGACCAAUUAGCCUCCCCCCUUUUUACAUUUUUGUGAGCAACAGCAGUUCUUACCCUCCUAACAUUAGGCCUCAUCUACGAGUGAAUGCAAGGAGGCCUAGAAUGAGCUGAAU